Molecule: messenger RNA, 1529 nt
Organism: Syzygium oleosum
Lineage: Eukaryota; Viridiplantae; Streptophyta; Magnoliopsida; Myrtales; Myrtaceae
Source: RefSeq, a predicted model, not a curated record
UCAUUUGUCUGUUGGGAUCAAUGAGUUGCAGGGUGAGCUGCACAAUUUAGUCAAUGAAGAAGGAGCAUCAAUCCAUAUGAUUAAGUGUGGAGUGAAUUAUUCCCAUCGCUAUGGUUAAGGGACCUUUAUCAAUUGCAGGCCUACAGGGUAUGAAAAUUCAGGGUUCCCAAAGAAUCAUGCCUAUUCUAAAGUGAAGAUGUUCCACAUGAUGAAGCCGAAAGCACCAUAAACAAUGAAAAGAAACAGUAGUGACAGAGACAAAACCCCACCCAUAGGACAAUGAUUUUCUCUCCCUUACUAUUCAAUUUUUCCUUCUUUAAAUGAUUUAUCUUUCACCAACUAAUGGCAAUGAAAUCUUCCUCCUCCCUUUCUUUUUCUCAUCCCAAGACUGUGAUGGGAAGACAAGAAGUUUUACCAAACAGGGCAAAAUGACUUGGAUACCAAUCGAGCCAAGAGAGAGAUUUGUUCCUCCGUUUAGCCUCCAUUUGUGACCAAAGAGAAAAUGUGAGACGGAUGGCUACGUAAUAUCGGUGCUAGUGUUAGUGACCCUCGAAUAUUGUAACCGGAAUGCGACCGAAAAUCAACUCGGAAUGCGACCGGAAAUUACUUGUGAUUUUCUAUGAAAUUACCAACUCGAGAAGAAAAAGGGACUAUGGGUUUAGAAUUCACAAGGGCGCCAAAAUAUUUUAACCGGGAAACAUGGAUGCUCUGAUUGAAAACGCAAGACAUAAUGAGCUAAAGGUCCAAAAAUUAUAGAAUCUCAUAAUGACAAUGCAAGCAAAAAAGCAUAAAAGCACCAAACAGGAACAAUCUAUCUGCCAACCCUGGACAAAGACCUUGGAUCUUCACCACUUUUCUUCCUCCACACUCCCAAAGUCAUCAGAUGCAAAUAUAAAGCACAACACAAAAAAGGGUUCUAUUCACUCUCGCUCCACCUAAGAUCGUCCGGAUAUGGCCUCGGCGGCUCCGGUCGCGAUUGGUACGCGGGGCACGGUAGGCUCACUCGUGAGGAAGGAAAUCGAGUACUUCAGCAAGGUCCGCGGCGAUACUAGUUCGCAGGUGGAAGAGGCUGCUUCGAGGAGGGGGUAUUUCAGACUCGGUUUUCGGUUCUUCGCAACACCGUGGAGGAGGAAGAAGCAGCUCGUGCCGAGGAUAUGCUCGGUCGUGGAAGUCGCGGAGAGGAACUACGGGGUGAGGAGUGAAAUCCCAGGUUUCCAUUACAGGGUGCUCAAGAAUGAAUUGUAAGGAGACAAAAGAGGCCAAAUUCAGGAGAACGGUUUCAAGCCAAAGCCCAGUCACUUCAUCAAGCUGCGAGCAAGUUAAAAGAAAGCCACCAUCACUUUGUUCUUGGGUGAACUCACUUUGGAUUUUCUGAUCCAAAACCAUUCUUCUUGUCUUCCUAUUUCAGAAAGUCAUCACUUCAUUCACAUGACUUUAGUAGGAUCUUGCUGCUUGUAUAGCUAUUUCACAAACACUUUGAUUUGUUUUCUGAAGUGUCGACCCCAGCAGGUCGGGAUUGCUUCUCUUGA